GUCGACCUUUGCGUCUGAGUAUGGUGUCGCCGUUUGGAACCCGUCGCCCCAAAAGGAGCGAGAAAGAGAGCGGCGCGAGGGAAAGAGAGUGAGCACAACCGGUCGGCUGGGGUUUCUGCCAUUCUCGAUCGCUUCCGGCCGCCCCCAAAGACACACAAGGCGCCGCAAGCUUCCAGAACACCUAGACGACAGGCACAGGACUACAAUGCCCAUGAAGAAGACAGCCCCGAAAAGCGUGCAAUGGUCCACCGUGACCGUGUAUGAGUUCGGCGUAGCACUGGGAGGCAGCGCCGUCCCGCGCCGUGGCGGCCCGUCAAUCGGCCUGGCCCGGACGCCGCAGGAGGUGUGGAGCACAACGCUGGACAAGGUGCGACGCUGUGGGGACCUUGCGCUUACGCGCCCUGGCUGCGCUGCAACCGAGGAGAAAGAGAACGCGGGCAGUGCGGACCGGAAUGAGCAGCGCAAGCCCCGCGUGCAGCGUGCUCGAAGAGUGCGUUGGCUGAAGCCGCUGGAGCGCAUCACGAUGUUGACCAAGGCUGGCUGCAGCGAGGAGCGCAUCUACCGCAUGAUGAUGGAGAGCUCCGACAUCGCCAUGUCUAGGAGGCUCUGCGUCUCGAUGCAGCGGCAAGUUACUGCAUGAAGAGAAGUCAG
This is a messenger RNA of Phytophthora infestans T30-4, 651 nucleotides long. RefSeq lists its product as uncharacterized. Lineage: Eukaryota; Oomycota; Peronosporomycetes; Peronosporales; Peronosporaceae. The transcript has a single exon. The record is from RefSeq and is a predicted model, not a curated record. Bases 206 to 640 code for a protein of 144 amino acids.